Messenger RNA from Hyaena hyaena (striped hyena), 1926 nucleotides. RefSeq names its product transmembrane protein 241 (gene SLC35D4). The record is from RefSeq and is a predicted model, not a curated record. Bases 51 to 941 code for a protein of 296 amino acids. Gene Ontology annotation, molecular function: antiporter activity. Lineage: Eukaryota; Metazoa; Chordata; Mammalia; Carnivora; Hyaenidae. The transcript has 15 exons. Gene Ontology annotation, cellular component: Golgi apparatus.
GCUGCUGCGGCGUUCCCGCGGGGUCCCCGGAAAGGGGAGCGGGUUGACCGAUGUACGUGAGGAGGUGCUUGGUGGGCCUUACCUUUAGUACCUGCUACCUGGCUUCUUACCUCACGAACAAGUAUGUCCUGUCUGUUUUGAAAUUUACCUACCCUACAUUAUUCCAAGGGUGGCAGACAUUAAUUGGAGGACUUUUGCUUCAUGUGUCAUGGAAACUGGGCUGGGCUGAGAUCAACAGCAGUUCAAGGUCUGAUGUUUCGACAUGGCUUCCCGCCUCGGUGCUGUUUGUGGGCAUAAUCUAUGCCGGGUCCAGAGCAUUAUCCAAACUGGCCAUUCCUGUGUUUCUUACUUUGCAUAAUGUAGCUGAAGUUAUCGUCUGUGGGCACCAGAAGUGUUUUCGGAAAGAGAAAACGUCUCCUGCAAAGAUUUGUAGUGCCCUCUUCCUCCUGGCUGCUGCGGGAUGCCUCCCCUUCAACGACUCCCAGUUUGAUCCAGAUGGAUAUUUCUGGGCUGUAAUUCACUUAUUCUGUGUAGGAGCUUAUAAGAUAUUGCAGAAGUCCCGGAAACCCAAUGCAUUAAGUGACAUUGACCAGCAGUACUUAAACUAUAUGUUCAGUGUGGUGCUUCUGGCAUUUGCAUCUCACCCCACAGGUGAUCUCUUCAGGGUCCCGGACUUUCCGUUCCUGUAUUUCUACAGGUUCCACGGAAGCUGCUGUGCCAGUGGAAUUUUAGGAUUUUUUCUCAUGCUCAGCACAGUGAAGCUUAAAAGCCUUAUGGCCCCAGGGCAGUGUGCAGCCUGGAUUUUCUUUGCUAAGGUGCUCACAGCUGGCUUGUCCAUACUGCUGUUUGAUAUGAUCCUGACCAGUGCAACAGUGGGAUGCCUCCUGCUCAGUGGACUUGGAGAGGCCUUGCUGGUUUUCUCAGAGCAGAAGGGCUCCUAAGGACAGGAAAAACAGACCCACAGGCUGCUGGCUGGAAUGCAUGGCCCUGGGCCUCGGAGCUCCCCCUCAAGUGUGUUAGAAGGAAGAACGCGGGGACAGCGAGGCCACCACUUCUCACUGCAUCAAGGAGAACUCUCUGGGCUGCUGCAGAGAAUGGACUUUGCUGUGUCUUCCUGCUUCGAGAGGUCCUGCUGACCGUGCUGUGCCUGAUUGUGCAGACCCAGGUCAGGAUUCCGCCUGUGUGAGGAUGGCCCUGCUCACCUUGACUGAUACGCAGACCUCCUUACUAAACACCCUUCACCACACACUGCUCUGACUACAUGGGGUGGACUCAAGGAAGUUCGUUGCACUUUUUGUUUUGUUUUAUGUGUUUACAUCUUUGGAUACUCUUUUGGGGACACCUUUCCCUUGCUGUCAUGGGCUGGCCUGGAGCCCACACUCACCCACUUAGGAGCACGGACAGAAUUCCCCAUGAGAGCUCUCAACAGGGGUAGGGACAGAGACGAGGGCUGGAUGGGAGUCCUGAGUAAGACAACAGCAAGCACCCUGUGACUCCAGAGAGAGUGCUGAAGCCUUUUUGUGGUUGUGUGUUAUGUUGAAUUCGAUACACUCUUUUCUUGCCCAGUGUUAGGCUGACUUGCUCCUAAGUGAUCACCAUAGGGAACAGGGUUUAUAAUUAUUGACGGAUAUGCUCCUUGGGCAGACACAAACAUUGAACACAUGUAUAUACACAAGCAUGUGUAUUUGUAUUCCCAUCCUUUAAAGCUUUUAAUCCAUUUAAUUCCCUGAUGGCUCAGAGGAGAUUUCAUUCAUAUCAUUGAACACUGAAGUAUCUUUUUCAGGCCAGAUUAAAAAUUCGAUUAAGAUUCUAAACCUUCCUCUGUGGGAGUCCAAAGAAAUGAAUAUGCAUGAAAUGGUGACUUGAUUCUGAACCCACAACGAACGUGUAAGAAAAUAAAUGUCUGACUUCAAAUAUUUCUGCUCA